Molecule: messenger RNA, 1972 nt
Organism: Chelonus insularis
Lineage: Eukaryota; Metazoa; Arthropoda; Insecta; Hymenoptera; Braconidae
Product: elongation of very long chain fatty acids protein-like
Exons: 4
Coding region: 317-1159 (280 amino acids)
Biological process (GO): fatty acid elongation, polyunsaturated fatty acid; very long-chain fatty acid biosynthetic process; fatty acid elongation, monounsaturated fatty acid
Cellular component (GO): endoplasmic reticulum membrane
Molecular function (GO): fatty acid elongase activity
Source: RefSeq, a predicted model, not a curated record
UCAUCGCCUCAACAGCUUGCAUUUAGCAAGGUUCUCUUCGACAGUGGUACCCACAAGGAUACCCCCAGGUAGCUGAGUCUAUAGCCGUGAACUGGCUUACGAUUCUGUCAGUUAGUGGUCCAGUCUUCGACUAAGAGUCAAGUUUGAAACAUUCAAGUGAUCACUACGGUUUUCAAGUCGUAGCAGCCCUUUUACUUUACUUACGAUUUACUUUUCGUUCAAGUUCUUCAUCGUCCGAAUCUACAACUGGUUUUUUUGAAUCCUAUUUUACAAGAUUUUUUAAUUUUACUGAGAAGUGACGAAAAAGAGUGUCAAAAUGCCGGGCAUUGUGGACUGGUAUAAAGAUAUAAUGCAAAACAAAGUUGAUCCAAGGACCAGUGAUUGGUUUCUUGUGGUUGGACCGGGACCUUUAUUAAUGAUUAUUGUGACAUAUAUUUACUUUAGUACCUAUGCAGGCCCAAAAUAUAUGAGAGAUAAAAAACCAUAUUCUCUAAAAAAUGUUUUAAUUAUCUAUAAUUUCAUUCAAGUGGUUUUAAGCAUUAUCAUUGUUCACGAAGGAUUGGCGGGUGGCUGGUGGAAUGAUUAUGGGUUCGGCUGCCAAGCUGUUGAUAAAUCCAUGAGUCCUAAAGCUUUGAGGAUGGCUCGAGCAGUAUGGUUAUACUAUGUCUGCAAAAUAAUAGAACUUUCAGAUACAGUUUUCUUCGUCUUGAGGAAAAAACAACGACAAAUCUCUUUCCUUCACGUCUGGCAUCAUUCCUUGAUGAUUGCUACAGCCUGGAUUGGAGUACGAUUCUUUCCAGGUGGUCAUGUAACUCUUCUGGGUCUUAUAAACUCUUUUAUUCACAUCAUUAUGUAUAGCUACUACAUGCUCUCAGCAUUUGGUCCACACAUGGAAAAAUAUCUUUGGUGGAAGAAAUACCUCACCAGGCUACAGCUUAUUCAGUUCGGUAUCAUCUUUAUUCACAAUGUUCAACAUUUCUGGCUUGGCUGCAACUUCCCAAGAGCACUUACAGUUUUAUUAUGUGCAAAUUCAGGGUUCUUUAUCUACUUGUUUGGUUCAUUUUAUGUUAAAAAUUACUUGAGGCCAACAAAGAGCAAAGAAGCAUUACAAACAAUUCAACCAUCGACUGUUAAUAGUAUUGACAACAAAACCGACUGAUCCAGUGAACUCAUGAGUUCCGUCCUACAUUUGAUUUACAUUCGAUCGACGUCAAAUAGUCAAUGCCGAUCAUGUGCCUAUAUUUCUCUUUAUCAGAGCUUUCUCGGUCGAUGGCUUACCGAUAGAAGUGCUCUGUAUUAAAUACCCGAAGAGUAAAUAACUAAGUAAAUUUUAUACUAAUGCGUAAGCAUUUUUCUAAAUUCUUCUGAUAUGUUCAUUAGAAUAAUAACAAAAUUAUAUAAUAGGUUUAUUGUCAUUGUAGUGGAUUAUUGAGUAUAUUCUUCUAGAUAAUUAUCAUAGGACAUAGAGCAGAAUUUAUCAAUCAAUGCUUUUAUAAAUAAUUGUGAUAAAGGUACAGUUAGAUGAAAAAACUUCAUAAAAAAUUUAUUAGCAAUUUUCUUAGUGUUCACAAUAAUUAUUGAGUAAUCAUUUGUCGACUUUUUAUCAAUUAUAAAAUACAUAAUUUUAAGAGGUGAAGAUCAAUCGAUUAGUAAUUGUUAAAAAUUGUCCAAAGCUCAAUUAUUGAUCAUCAUCUUUAUUUUUUACAUUAUUUGUUUUUAUGUCAUACUAAAUAUCUAUUGUGUAUUUUUUUCGGAAUAUAGAAUGUUUUGAAAAAACCCAAUAGUUUGCUGAAAAGGUUGUACGAAUUAUAAUAAAUUGAUAGAAUGUUUUUUUUAAAAAAAAAAGAAACUUAGAUUACUAAUUGAUUAAUCAAAUUGAUUUGACUUAUGUUAUUUUAGAAAAUAGUCUUAAGUUAAAUAAGAAAUUAUUUUUGGAUUAAUUUAUCAUGUAUAAAAAAGCAGUAUUUUUGUA